AAAUUAAUAUAAAUCAUGUUAUUAAUGCUACUUGAUAUUUAGUGCGAGAUCAUAAAUAUGGCUGCGCCCUAGAGAUUGCACCAUGACUUCACAGAGACUAGAAAUUGAUAUCGGAAUUUGUUUUCCUUCAUGGAAAAACAGAGGUGAAAACUAAUCUUCAGCAAGUAUAUUUUUCACAAUGCCAAGAAGGAAGCCUUUUAGUGGGAAGCUUAAAAAGAAACAGCUUCAGGAGAAGAGAUUGCGAUUAAAAGCUAGGAAAGAAAGUGGUUCUGCAAGUUCUGAUCAGUCUGCUGAAGAUGGACCAUCUAUUGAUAAAUCGGAAGUGGAAAAGGUGAAGGUGGAAAAGCUGAAUGAACAACCACAGGCAGUAGACAAGAAAAGCGACCAUAACAGGUACAAGCUUCAUUUUCUGAAAGAAUCCAGUGAUGAAAUUCAGAGAAGAAAACGGGAAGCCAUGUCAACUUAUGUUAAUUUGCUGCCUGAGGAAUCUUUAGAAAUUGCUUUUGAUGAGGUGUUCCAGCCUGGUACAGUGCUUGACAUCCCCAAGAGACCUCCAUGGAACUACACCCUCAGUAAGGAAGAGCUGGAGCAUAAUGAAGAAGAAUAUUUUCAGCAAUAUUUAGAGAACAUCUUUGAACAACAUGAAGUGGAAAAGUUGAGUUAUUUUGAGUUGAACCUGGAGACAUGGAGGCAACUGUGGAGGGUGUUGGAGAUGUCUGAGAUCUUACUGUUGAUUGUUGAUAUUCGCUUUCCAGUUCUUCACUUUUCCCCAGCACUUUAUGAGCAUGUCACCAGGCAACUGGGAAAACAUGUUAUUGUGGUGCUGAAUAAGAUAGAUCUGGCGCCUCCCUCGCUAGUUGUGGCUUGGAAAGAGUACCUCCAGAAGAAGUUUCCUGAACUUAACAUUGUGCUGUUCACCUCUAAGCCUAAAGAUGCCAUGGAAAGAAGCAGUCUGUCUGGAAAAGUAUUACAGAGAAAGCGACAAAAGAGGGUAGAUACUGCAGUAGGACCUCAACAGUUACUGGAUGUGUGUGAAAGCAUUGUCAAAGAUAAAGUGGACCUGUCAAGUUGGAGAAGAAAGGUGGACAGUGGUCAUUUUGAUAGGCAUGAGGUGGACAGUGAUAGUGACCAGGAGGACACUGUGGCCUCAGCUAGCCAGGAAAGUUUAGACUUGUCCUACCAGGAACACGAGAGAUACAAAGAUGGUGUGCUGACUAUAGGAUGUUUAGGUUUCCCAAAUGUUGGAAAAUCCUCACUGAUGAAUGCAUUGGUUGGCAGGAAGGUUGUGAGUGUAUCAAGAACUCCUGGUCAUACAAAACAUUUUCAAACAAUUUAUCUCACGGAUACAGUACGACUAUGCGACUGUCCUGGACUCGUAUUUCCCUCAUUGGUGCCAAAACCUCUUCAGAUUUUAUCGGGAAUAUACCCAAUUGCUCAAGUCCGUGAACCCUACUCUGUUGUGGGAUAUAUGGCUGAGAGAAUACCUUUAACACACAUAUUAAAAAUACAGCAUUCAGAUGAUGAGGGGAAUACUCAGCGUUGGACAGCGUGGGAAAUUUGUGAUGCCUGGGCUGCCAAAAGAGGAUUCCUUACAGCCAAAGCUGCUCGGAAUGAUGUGUAUAGAGCCGCCAAUAAUCUCCUGAGACUUGCCUUGGAGGGAAGACUUAGUUUGUGUUUACGUCCACCAGGCUACACAGCACAUAGAGAUCACUUGGGAAAAUCAUCCUGACACUGAGGAGAUAGCAAGACUGCAAGAUGCUUGUAAACGUUCUAGUAUGUCAGGUGAUGGGGAUGAUGAAGACAGUGACAGCAUGAGUGACAAUGACAAUGUUCAGAAAGCAUCACAGAAUCCAUUCUUGCUGCUUGGAAGUGUUGAUCAUGGACUGCUAGAUUAAGCAAGCUAUUCCCAGAGAAACUUUCUGAAUGUCACUUAAUAGUAUUUUUUAAAUUUUAUAGAGAAGUCGGUCCUUACAGCACAGAUAUUUUAUUUUGACAAGGAAAACAGUCUUGUUUGAUCCUUCUGAAGCCUAAGUCAUAACUAAAUCAAAGUGAUGAUAUAAACAUUGGAUAUUCUUAUAUAUUAUGUUGUUCCAAUCACUUACAAUCACUUGUUAUAAAACACAAUACCAAAUAAAGCUCAGGUGCAGCAGAUAUAAAAAGCUGAUUAAUAAAACUGUUAUAUUAUAUUUUGUUUAUUUCCCUCGUACUUGUUUCAGUCUGAAAGAAUCAAAUCUGUGAAAUACCUAGACCAUUGCUUGAAUCGCCUGAUUUGGUAACUAGACUCCAUGCAUAUAACAUAAUAAAAUUUUUGUCUGAGGGCAUAUUAUAGAGAUUAUUUAUAACGCAAAUGUUUUGUUGAUCCAAAGAGUUCCGUUAGCAACAUUUAAAGCUUAUAAAGAUUUGAAAAUCUUUUUAAAAAAAGCUUCGAAACUGCUGCGCGUCAAAUACAUGUAGUAUUUAUUUCUGGAAUGGCCAAUAACUUGCAAGCAGGUAAACGGCGGCUGUGACGAAGAAAAGGGCUUGGUUCUUGUCAUUCAUGAAAGCCCCAGCCCCACUUCCCACAGUUGGUUGAGCCGUGGUUGGGGUGCUAGUUGGUUGAGCCGUGGUUGAGGUGCUUGCUGGGGUCUUCUUCAAUCUCCCGAAGAACAAUAUGGUCCCAGAACUGUUUUCACGAAUGAAAAACAUGAACGGGCGGUCGGCUCUGAAGACGGGAAUUGGGUCGGUGUUCACGCUAGUAAGACCUAUUCCUAUCCCGGUGGCGGCCGCAGCCUC
Molecule: messenger RNA, 2772 nt
Organism: Lingula anatina
Lineage: Eukaryota; Metazoa; Brachiopoda; Lingulata; Lingulida; Lingulidae
Product: guanine nucleotide-binding protein-like 1
Molecular function (GO): GTPase activity; GTP binding
Source: RefSeq, a predicted model, not a curated record